GACCACUACGCAACCUUGAAGGUGCCGCGAGGCGCCAAGCCCGACGAGAUCAAACGAUCGUACCGGCGCGAGGCGCUGCGGUGGCACCCAGACAAGCACACUGGCGCCGCAGCAAAGUCGCAGGCGCAGCAGCGGUUCGAGAAGGUCAACGAGGCUUUCUCGGUGCUGUCGGACCCGCAGACGCGGCGGAGGUACAAC
This is a messenger RNA of Emiliania huxleyi CCMP1516, 198 nucleotides long. RefSeq names its product chaperone protein DnaJ. The record is from RefSeq and is a predicted model, not a curated record. The transcript has a single exon. The annotation marks the transcript as partial. Lineage: Eukaryota; Haptophyta; Isochrysidales; Noelaerhabdaceae.